Molecule: messenger RNA, 2352 nt
Organism: Pygocentrus nattereri (red-bellied piranha)
Lineage: Eukaryota; Metazoa; Chordata; Actinopteri; Characiformes; Serrasalmidae
Gene: wdr46
Product: WD repeat domain 46
Exons: 16
Coding region: 57-2081 (674 amino acids)
Biological process (GO): maturation of SSU-rRNA from tricistronic rRNA transcript (SSU-rRNA, 5.8S rRNA, LSU-rRNA)
Cellular component (GO): 90S preribosome; nucleolus; small-subunit processome
Molecular function (GO): protein binding
Source: RefSeq, a predicted model, not a curated record
UCCUGGCAGGAAGUCGCAGCGUGAACGAGCGGAAAAGCAGAAAAUACACAACGAAGAUGGCGGCGCCCGGCGGAGAAGCGCAGACCACCGCACACGUGGGGAAAAGGAGAAAGCGUCCCCGACGUUAUUGGGAGCAAACGAGUAAAAAGUACAACAGCGGAGGAAAAAGCAGCGAUGGAGCAAAGCAGAAGGCCAAAAAGAGACGCGGUGACCGGCGAAAGAAGAGGAAGGGAGGUCUGAGCGGAGAGGUCGAGUCAGAGGAUCCGAAACUUUGUGAGCAAACGCAGGAGACGGGUAAAAAGGACAACAGUGGAGAAAAAAGCAGCGAUGGGCCAAAGCAGAAGGCCAAGAGGAGACGGGUUGAUCGGCGAAAGAAGAGGAAAGGAAAUCUAACUGUAAAGGUCGUUUCAGAGGAUACAAGUAAAAAGGACAAUGACGGAGAAAAAAGCGUCGAUGGGACAAAGGACACAGCCGAUGAAAAUGCCACAAAGAGAAGUGAUGCAAAGUUCAUAUCAGGGAAAGUGGAUCCUUUCCCUGGUGAGGCACCUAUCCCAGAGGAGCGGCUGAGGAAGUUUCAGAGAGGAAAUAAAUUUGUAGUGCCUGAAGAGAUUCGAUCAAAGUUGAAAGACACCCUCGCCAAGUCUCAAGAAGCCGCUGACCUUGCUCAGACACAGGCUGCACGAUAUGAUCUCCUGCUCACAGAGGAUGCUGGGUUUCUAGAAGGAGAUGAGGGUGAAGACACGUGUACCAUCUCACAGGACGACAUAGCAGAAGCUGUGGACAUCACUUCUGGAUCGAAGUAUUUUAACCUGCGUCUGACCCAGUUUGGACCAUACAGACUAGAUUACAGCAGGACUGGCCGGCAUUUGUUACUAGCUGGAAGGAGAGGUCAUGUGACAUGCAUAGAAUGGCAGACCAAAAACCUUAUGUGUGAGAUGAAUGUCAUGGAAACGGUCAAGGAUAUCAAGUGGCUCCACUCUGAGGCCAUGUUUGCUGUAGCUCAGAAGAAAUGGCUGUACAUCUACGACUCCAACGGCACAGAGUUGCACUGCAUCAAAAAAUUUAAUGAUGUGCUGCGCAUGCAGUUCCUCCCUUACCACUUUCUGCUUGCCACAGCGAGUGCUACAGGUUUCUUGCAGUAUCUGGACGUGUCUGUUGGGAAGGAGGUGGCAGCCAUCAACACAAAGUUAGGGCGACUUGAUGUGAUGGCACAGAACCCCUACAAUGCUGUUAUUCACCUUGGCCACCCCAAUGGUACGGUCAGCCUGUGGUCACCCAACCAGAAAGAGCCACUCGUUAAAAUGCUUUGUCAUCGGGGUGGUGUCCGUUCCCUCACAGUGGACAGAACUGGCACGUAUAUGGUGACGUCAGGACUGGACAGGAAACUGAAAGUCUAUGACAUCAGAGCGUUUAAACCGCUUAAUUCCUAUUUCCUGCCUGCUGGAGCCUCCUGCCUCUCCCUCAGCCAGAGAGGACUGCUCAGUGCUUCUACUGGAGAUAUUGUACAGGUGUACCGUGAUGUUUGGGGAAGUGGUCCAAUGACAAAGCCCUACAUGGCCCAUCGGGUGAGAGGGACAGUGUGGGGAGUUGGGUACUGCCCCUUCGAGGAUGUGCUGGGUGUUGGACAUGCAGAAGGAUUUACCAGUAUGAUUGUGCCAGGUGCUGGUGAGCCAAACUUCGAUGCUCUGGAUAUGAACCCGUACCGCAGCACCAAGCAGAGGCAAGAAUGGGAGGUCAAGGCUCUGCUGGAGAAGGUGCAGCCCGAGCUGAUCAGCUUGGACCCAGGGCUGCUGGGUAAAGUGGACAAGGCCACCUUUGAGCAGAAACAUAAGGAGAGAGUGGAGACGUUGGGUUAUGACCCGUUAGCAGUUGAAAAGUUCAAGCCAAGAAUGAGGAAAAGAGGCAGGAGUGCAGCUGGUGCGGUGGAGAAGAGGAAGAAGAAAGUCGCCCAUGAGGAUCAGAGGGAUGUGAUUCGGAAGUCAGUGAAAGAGAGAAUGGAGAAGGAGAAGGAGAAGAAGAGGAAAGACAGCGCUAAGGAACAGCUCGGAGAGAAGACGGCUCUGGAUCGAUUCAAAAAGUAGGCCAAGCAGCACUGGGUUGCAGAAGGCAUGCUGAUGUUGACUGACCUCUGGGAGGGGAUAAAAGACUGACUCACAAAGGGGACCUUUCAGUCAUUUUCAGGGACACUCGUUGGGACUUGCUGUUCUGUUUGGAGUGUUGGGAUGAUUCACCCCAAAAGCAGCCCAACCCCUGGUUUUUGUGUGAGCUGUUUAUAGUAAUGUUAUAAAUCUUCUUUACUUUGAAUUUGUACUAAACAGUAAAAAGUGUAAUAAAUUCAUACAUCACCAAAAA